Molecule: messenger RNA, 904 nt
Organism: Panicum hallii
Lineage: Eukaryota; Viridiplantae; Streptophyta; Magnoliopsida; Poales; Poaceae
Product: oil body-associated protein 2A
Exons: 2
Coding region: 1-747 (248 amino acids)
Source: RefSeq, a predicted model, not a curated record
AUGGCGUCCAGCGACGACAAGCCAGUGCCGACCCCGGCCUCGGCGGGCGGCGGCGGCGCGCCCCCGGGGCAGCCGACGACGAUGGCGUCGAAGGUGCUGGACAUGGGCGCGGCGGCGAUGCAGUCGCUGCAGCCCGUGAAGCAGGCGAAGCAGCACGCGUGCACGUUCGCGCUGUACGCGCACGACCCCAAGCGGCAGCUGGAGACGCACCACUACGUCUCCCGCCUCAACCAGGACUUCCUCCAGUGCGCCGUCUACGACUCCGACGCCGCCGACGCCCGCCUCAUCGGCGUGGAGUACAUCGUGUCGAGGAAGGUGUUCGACACGCUGCCGGCGGAGGAGCAGCGGCUGUGGCACUCGCACGCGCACGAGAUCAGGGCGGGGCUGUGGGCGAGCCCGCGGGUGCCGGGAAUGCUGGAGAAGCCGGAGCUGGACCACCUGGCCGCCACGCUCGGCAAGUUCUGGUGCACCUGGCAGGUGGACCGUGGCGACCGCCUCCCGCUGGGCGCCCCCGCGCUCAUGGUCUCGCCGCAGGCCGAUCCCGCCGCCACCGUGCGCCCCGGCCUGGUGCGGAAGCGCGACGACAGGUACGGCUUCUCCACGGAGGAGCUCCGCGCGGGCCGGGGCGACGUCGAGGCGCCCGCCGAGGAGCACCCGGGGCAGGCGGACUACUGGCUCCGCCACCGCAAGGGGUUCGCCGUCGACGUGGUGCCGCACGAGAUGAAGCGACACGCGCCGUUCCCGUGAGCGAUCGAGCCGCCGCGUGCAAACAAGUUCCGCGUCGCGUGUGUAAAUUGUAAUAAUGCCAAACCAAGCGUCGAGCAGUCUUGGAACUCAUGAGUGGCAUGCGUGUAAUUAUGUUUGCCAGUUCAUGGAUGGGAUCAAACCAGGCGUAUAAAUGUGU